Messenger RNA from Eubalaena glacialis (North Atlantic right whale), 2109 nucleotides. RefSeq names its product prolactin regulatory element binding (gene PREB). NCBI's taxonomy places the organism in Eukaryota, Metazoa, Chordata, Mammalia, Artiodactyla, Balaenidae. Gene Ontology annotation, cellular component: endoplasmic reticulum membrane. Bases 206 to 1459 code for a protein of 417 amino acids. Gene Ontology annotation, molecular function: protein binding; guanyl-nucleotide exchange factor activity; GTPase activator activity. The transcript has 9 exons. Gene Ontology annotation, biological process: protein secretion. The record is from RefSeq and is a predicted model, not a curated record.
CGAGACCGGGUUAGGCGGCCCGCGGCAGUGAUAGGGAGCCUUGUGUGUAGUUAGAGUUUCGGCAACCCGGCGGCUGUGAGAGGGGUCUGGAGUCCUCCCGGCGGCGACCGAACCAAGGUCAACAGCGACCGGAGCAGCAGUCGAAGGCCGGGCGCGGCAUGUCCCCGGUGCCUCGGCGCAGACAGUGAAGCGCGGGGCGAGCGGGAUGGGUCGGCGCCGGGCGCCAGAGCUCUACCGGGCCCCGUUCCCGUUGUACGCGCUUCAGGUCGACCCCAGCGCUGGGCUGCUCAUCGCUGCGGGCGGAGGAGGCGCCGCCAAGACCGGCAUAAAGAACGGCGUGCACUUUCUGCAACUGGAGCAGAUUAAUGGGCGCCUUAGCGCCUCCUUACUACACUCCCAUGACACAGAGACACGGGCCACCAUGAACUUGGCGCUGGCCGGUAACAUCCUUGCUGCGGGGCAGGAUGCCCACUGUCAGCUCCUGCGCUUCCAGACCCAUCAGCAGAAGAGCAAAAACAAGGCAGAGAAGGCAGGUUCCAAGGAGCAGGGGCCUCGACAAAGGAAAAGGGCUGCCCCGGCAGAGAAGUCUGGAGCUGAAACCCACCAGGAGGAGGUAGAAUUCAGCGUAGAGAAUCUGCAGGCGGUGCAGACAGACUUCGGCCCUGAUCCACUGCAGAAAGUUGUAUGCUUCAACCAUGAUAAUACCCUGCUUGCCACUGGAGGGACGGAUGGCUACGUUCGUGUCUGGAAGGUACCCACCUUGGAGAAAGUUCUGGAGUUCAGAGCCCACGAAGGGGAGAUUGAGGACCUGGCUUUGGGGCCUGAUGGCAAGUUGGUAACUGUGGGCUGGGACCUUAAGGCCUCCGUGUGGCAGAAGGAUCAGCUGGUGACACAGCUGCACUGGCAAGAGAACGGACCCACCUUUUCUAACACGCCUUACCGCUACCAGGCCUGCAGGUUUGGGCAGGUUCCAGACCAGCCUGCUGGGCUGCGACUCUUCACGGUGCAGAUUCCCCACAAGCGUCUGCGCCAGCCCCCGCCCUGCUACCUCACAGCCUGGGAUGGCUCCACGUUCUUGCCCCUUCGGACCAAGUCCUGUGGCCAUGAAGUCGUCUCCUGCCUUAGUGUCAGUGAAUCGGGCACCUUCCUAGGCCUGGGCACGGUCACUGGCUCUGUUGCCAUCUACAUAGCUUUCUCUCUCCAGCGCCUGUACUACGUGAAGGAGGCCCAUGGCAUCGUGGUGACGGAUGUGGCCUUUCUACCUGAGAAGGGUCGUGGUCCAGAGCUCCUUGGGUCCCAGGAAACUGCUCUGUUUUCUGUGGCUGUUGAUAGCCGUUGCCAGCUACACCUGCUGCCCUCACGACGGAGUGUUCCUGUAUGGCUGCUGCUGCUGCUGUGUGUCGGGCUUAUCGUUAUGACCAUCCUGCUGCUCCAGAGGGCCUUUCCAGCUUUUCUUUAGCCUCCCUGCUCCCAGGGAGCCAGGGGCCUGGACACUGCCACCUUCCAGACCAGUGUGGAGGCCUGUAGCCCACUGCUCGCUCCAUCUGGGUCCGCAGCUGAGGUUGCCUCUGAUGAGACUAACGGGCAAUGCCUGCCCUUUCCAGUUAAAGCUUGGCUGUGGCCCUGUGCGACACUGAGUCCUGGGAACCUUGCAUUCGUCAUCUGUGGAUCCGCCCAGGACAGUGGUGUCUGAAGGCCAGGCCACACCACCUGUCUCCUUCCCUCUGCCUACCAGAGCCUCCAUAGUUGAGCUUGUCCUUUCUCCAGAAAUAUGUGAAGAUGCCCAAGAACCUGGAGGCAGUGCUGUCCUUCCUGCAGAAACAGUCGUUUUCUUCUCCUCCCCUCACAGCCUCGUGGCCAGUUGCUCUUCACAUGAGCCCCUGGCAUUUGCUGGGGCAAGCACUGGCCUGGGACUUGGUAUUAGGGAAGGAAGGGGCAAAAGGAAGGACCAGGCAGUAAUCUUUGGGUUCAGCUGGUAGCUCCAAGCCAGCCAGGCUAAAUAUGCAGUAAAUUCCUGGACAGUCUACCCUAGCCUUGAGAAAAGGGAAAAUGAACUUCAGCGCAUUAGGCAGGAAAAGUUGAUAUUUAAUAAACAAGUGAAGACUGAAC